Babesia microti strain RI is the source of this 1476-nucleotide messenger RNA. Its product is annotated as conserved Plasmodium protein, unknown function. The record is from RefSeq and is a predicted model, not a curated record. Lineage: Eukaryota; Apicomplexa; Aconoidasida; Piroplasmida; Babesiidae. Bases 1 to 1476 code for a protein of 491 amino acids. The transcript is spliced from 10 exons.
AUGUUUAUAUUAAUCUACCUGUUAUGUCUUAAAACGCAACUACUAGCUUACAUCAAAUGUCCUAGACGUACAUCAUUUGCUCGUGUAAAUGGCGUGAACAAACCCAUGAACACUGGUCUACAAAUUAUUGACAAGCAAUUACCAAUAUACCCAUACAUUGAUACUCCUAUUAACCUAUUUUUUGGUCACAACCGAGUGACCGAAUCCAAUGAUUCCAACGUAUUUGUGCAAUUGGACCAAGCCGAGAAACUUGGCAAUGGAGUCACUACCAGAUAUAACGAUGGCCUAUCAUGGGUAAUUGAUUCUAUAAAAGAUGAGAAUAGACCGGGUUACGAAUUUAAGCCGCCAUACACAGACAAUGAAGUUGAGUCAGGGACUCAACAAAUGAUUAACUAUUACCAGAAGUUUGAUCAGCUAGUAUUGGAUGAAAAAAAUGAAUAUUUACAACAAAUUCGAAUGGAUCUAGCUGAGUAUGAUGCUGUAUGCCCUGGACUGGGCAAAUGGCCCAAACAUAAGGAUAUAAUUGAUUCUGGACUUGAUAUUAGCACUACUCUAUUCCCUGUGUUCAAACCUGUUACAGGUCUAACAUCUAUACCCCCAGUUCCACCAUAUAGAAAAGAGGUUAAAACUGUGGGCGAGGCAAUGCUAGAGCAAAAAAAAUGGCUAGAGAGGAGCAAAUUAGCACUAAACGAAUGGAAUUUGGAUUGGGAAGAAAUGGCCGGAUUGCCCGAACGAGUUAGAGAUCAUUACUACAGAGAGAGAUUUGAUUUAAUAAAAAAAAAUCCAACUUUGGUAUUUGAAUUGGCUCUAAAAAUGAAACGAGCGACUGCUAAUAGCGAGGAAGUUAUUAAUUGUCACCCGCUGGAAUUUAGAUACAUGGAAGAUUCGUACACAUAUACUAAACCAGACGCUCCUGUUACUAAUGAUUUAUAUAAGUGGCAUGAUUCAUUGGAUUCGACUUGGCGAUUGAGAGUUGAGGAAAUGAUUAGAGAUGUUGUUUCCUUUGAUUGGCCUCCGACAGAUCUACGCGUACAUUCAGGUUUAGUAUUACAUGACAUUACAUGGAUUCCAGGCGUGAUAAAAGUAUUUGUGAAAAGGGCUAGUAAAGAUGAAUUUGUUGCACCAGAAGUUCUUGGGGAAGUGAAUAAGGAAGAGCUGGGAUUGUUGUAUUCCAAAAUAGAUAUGAUGCUUAAACUGAUGGAUCUUGAAGAAGAACUGGGUGUGUAUGAUAAUCACAAAAUUGAAAUUUAUAACUCUCUGCCAGAUGAAUACCCUGAGUCCAGGAGAGAUUGGAACCAAAAGAUAGGGUUGCCAGUAACUGUGACGUUAAAGGGCAUAGAGAUUAAGAGUAUCCAAGGAAAAUUGGCAGGAUCAGAUUCUGUAUUUGGUUUAAAACUAGAAAUUAGUGGCAAAAUUGUCAUAAUACCCACUCACUUUAUAGAAAGUGUACAGACAUAUUACAGUGACAAUAAUUGA